Messenger RNA from Halichondria panicea, 1433 nucleotides. RefSeq lists its product as uncharacterized. The record is from RefSeq and is a predicted model, not a curated record. Bases 102 to 1256 code for a protein of 384 amino acids. NCBI's taxonomy places the organism in Eukaryota, Metazoa, Porifera, Demospongiae, Suberitida, Halichondriidae. The transcript is spliced from 2 exons.
AGGGCCAUUUAUAGCUAGUAUAGGUCAUGUGAGGGGUAGAGUAUAAAGAGAGGCUCUGUAGUGAGAGAAGCUCAAAGAAUCUGUUGUAGCAGCUACUGACAAUGAGGUGUUUGGCUGUAUUCCUCGUGUUGAUUGGACUCUCCCUGGCCAUGCCAGUUGAGAAACAAAAUGCUAAAGCCGAAAAUGUUGACCUCGAUGAAUUGCUAAGCAUUCUCAACUCCCAAACAACAACUACAACAAAUACUUACAAAGCUAAGACUAGUCGCAAAAUUGGGGACUUGCUUAAUCGCCUCCCUUUGGUACGUCUCUCCAGUGUCUUACCUACCAGGGAGGGCACAGCUAUCACACAGGAGGAGGAAGCUAAGGCUCAAAUCAUAACGGCGGCCGCAGUGGCGUUAGCCCUGGGCGCUGCAGCUCUCGGAGGUGCCUCUAACGCAGGAGUUAGAAAAUUAUUGGACACACUCUACCCCUCCCCCCAAGAAGAACCCAAAGUUGACCUCUCAGAGCUUAUUACUCUCCUUGGCAAAGAUCCAGUUAUUCAACCGGAAGCUGCCUUGAGUCAAAAUCUACCUCUACUGCUUCCCUGGGUACUUCCCCUAAACCUCUUACCUAUGAAGGGUACAGCUAAUGCUCAGGAAGAAUUAGCCCAAGUACAAGAACCUGUGACAAUAACGUUGUUGAUUGCUCUAUUGGCUGCAGCCACUGGAGGUGCUUCUGGAGCGGGGUUUAAAAAAUUAUUCGACAAACUCUACCCCUCUCCCCAAGAAGAAACUAAGGUUAAGAUUGACUUAUCAGAGCUUAUUACUCUUCUUGGCAAAGAUCCAUCAGUUAUUCAACCAGAAGUUGCCUCAACUCAGAUUAUUGCUUCGGAUUCGUUGUUGCACAGAGGAGCUAUAGCUACAGGCCGAAUAGAUCUUCUGUGUGCAACCAUGCCAGGAAGAUGUUCGAAACAAGCAAAGAUUGAGGGAGGGCUAACACGAAAAGAUCAACCUUAUCAACAAGACGCUGCCUCGAGUCAAGGGUUUGGUAAUAUGUCCCGUAGAAAGUUUACUCAUGCUUCUAAGCCUUGGGGGAUGGAUCUCCUGCCUUUUCUCAUGCAACCACGACUGCAAGCUGAACAAGCCAAGACUGAGGGAGGGCUAACAAGAAAGCAGCUGAUGCAGCUAGUUCAGAAAAUGGCUGCAAUGUCCGGGCUAGAUACUAAGAUGGCUAAGAUGACUAAGAUGGCUAAGAUGCAGCUUCCACUCGUGGGCUGAACAUGUGUUAUACAUAGAGUUGUAGCUAUUGGUACAUCAAUGCUGCAUAAUUGUGAAGUUGACACUAAUAUUUCGUAUUUUACAGCUCAGAAUGGUGACGUUAGAACCUAUAAUUAUUGUGUGCAUUAAUAUAAUUUGUAAUUUUAAUAUUCGAAUGAUGUUUUACAAUACGAAAAA